Messenger RNA from Solanum verrucosum, 680 nucleotides. Its product is annotated as zinc finger A20 and AN1 domain-containing stress-associated protein 1. Gene Ontology annotation, molecular function: DNA binding; zinc ion binding. Lineage: Eukaryota; Viridiplantae; Streptophyta; Magnoliopsida; Solanales; Solanaceae. The transcript has a single exon. The record is from RefSeq and is a predicted model, not a curated record. The coding region runs from base 40 to 540 and encodes 166 amino acids.
CGAUUGUGGCUGUUCAAUUUUUUCAAUCAGAAGAAAAUUAUGGGAUCUGAAGGCAACAAAUUUAAUGAUGGAACAAGCUUCUCGCCGGCGGAUCAGAUUCUCUGUUCAAACGGUUGCGGAUUUUUCGGUGCGGCGGCGACGAAUGGACUUUGUUCAAAGUGUCACCGAGACUUUAAGAUGAAGGAAGAUCAUGCUGCGAUGGCUAAAGUAGCGAUGGAUAAACUUGUUAUAUCUAGACCUCAAGUUGAAUCGAUCGGGAAAGUUGAUUUCUGUUCGUCGGCGACAGUGGCGGCUGCGGAGAAGCCGGUUGUUGAGACGGCGGUGGCGGUGGAGAUCGCCGGGAGUCAGCCGAAUCGGUGUUUGAGCUGUAGGAAGAAGGUGGGAGUUGUGGGAUUUAAGUGCAGAUGUGGUAGUACCUUUUGUGGGACCCAUAGAUACCCGGAGAAACAUGAUUGUACCUUUGAUUUUAAAACUAAGGGGAAAAAAGAGAUUUGUAAGGCGAAUCCUGUAGUUAAGGCUGAUAAAAUCCAGCGGUUUUGAGCUGCUAAACCAAAAUUAAGUUCGGGUUUGGAAGUUAAUUUUUUUUUUUUAGAUGAUUGAAGGUGGUUAUGGGGAGAACAGGAUGGAUGUGUAUGAAAAGUAGAAUAUAGUUUUUAUUUAAGUAUAUAUUUUGCUUCCAA